Messenger RNA from Pocillopora meandrina, 11221 nucleotides. The record is from the annotation of a GenBank genome assembly. Lineage: Eukaryota; Metazoa; Cnidaria; Anthozoa; Scleractinia; Pocilloporidae.
ACUCUCUCAUCAGCAUGUUCGGGCGAAGAAGCACUUGGGCUAGAGAGCGGUCUCAUUACUGAUCAACAGAUUACUGCUUCAUCCUCCUGGGAUACGGCACACGGAAAACAGAACGCCCGACUAAACCGCCAAGCCGCCCGAGGUAAAACAAGUGCCUGGUCAGCGGGAAGCAAUGAUCUCAAUCAGUGGCUUCAAAUCGAUUUCGGACGAAAUGUGAAAAUUACAAAGCUUGCGACUCAGGGACGUAAUGACUACGGUAACCAAUGGGUGAAAAGUUAUACUUUCGCUUACAGUGCGGAUGGCAGUAACGUUCUUCAGGCCUAUAAAGAGAAUGAAGUUGAUAAGGUGCUGUGGUUUCCUUAAUAAUGCAGCUUAUGCAGCGAGGGCUGUAGGGAGCUUUGCAAUUUAUAUGUAAUUUUUAUUUAGUUUUAAUGAUGGGGGUCACAUUUCAUAAGAUAUAUCACCAUUUCGUGUCUGUUUAUCUCUAUUUCAAGUUUUGUGUCUGUAUGUGCAACACAUCCGGCUUCUCAUUGAUUAUCAACUACAUGUAAAAUUAUCUCUGACGUUUUCCAUUCGAAUCGUCAACUUUUUGAAAUUCACCACGGUGGUUAACCAACCUUUAUCAACUUUUAAUUGAUGCCAAACUAACUGUUUGACUUUCCCAAAGUGCAACUGUUUGUUUAGCAAUUCUAAUUGGCGGUCUUUCCCCGCGGUUCUAAGUAUUCGUUCAUCGCUAAGUCAGCCAGUCUCACUCUCCUCCGUGAAAACAGCUGUGAAUUGUUUUGAGGAGAGCUGAGAGUUGAUGUUCUAUUGCGCCAAUCGCCGUAAAGCAUUACCAACGGUACCUGCAUCGUUCUUUUUUGAAAUUCACUACGAUUUUUUUUGCCGGUGAUUGUCUUUGUGGAGUUAACCUAAAUACCAUGUGGAGUCACAUGAAUUGUUUGCUUUUAUUUUUCAGGUUUUUACUGGUAAUGCAGAUCAGAACACCGUGGUUACCCAUGUCUUGUUGCAACCAAUCACAGCUCGAUAUGUCCAAAUAAAACCAAAAUCGUGGAAUGAACAUAUUUCCAUGAGGACCGAGUUUUACGGCUGUGUUCUCUCAGGUAAGAGACCAGUCAUUAUGUAAGGGGAAGAGGGGGGAGGGGGGGGGGGGGAGAAGGGGGAAGUGGGUGGUUGGGUCAUGAUCAAAUUUAGCUGACUCCCCCCCUCCCCCUAACCAAGGCUCGUUAACUUUGUUAUGAUCAUCUCUCAUUGGCAGUCGAUUUUCUGUAGUCACCCGUUCAUUAUGUUGGCGACAUAUCCCCCCCAAAUUACUCCUGACCCCUCCUCCUCAAGGUGAUCACUAGUCCUUAAUAGAGAUGAGAUAAAUAACAAGGUACAUGGUUAUUAUCAGAAAGAACCUCGAUCAAUUAACACAUUCUUUUAAUGCCUUGAAAUCACAGACCGUUAUCAAGUACUUGGUCGGAAUGUCCACAUGGAUUACGUUCAAGAGCAUCUUCGUACAAAAAGAGAGGUAGCCUUCGGACAGACCCAGGAGCGAGCCAAUAGAAUCGAGCUUGAAAUUCUAGCUGAUACUGUAUAUGUUAAGGUAGGUUUUUUUACAAUUUAUUUUAACUUUGGCUGGGGGAAAUUUGGUUUUUUAGUGGUACCCUUUCGUUUGUUCCCAAGAACCUUCCGUACUCAAUAGAAUCGUAUUAAAGUCAGACAAUUCAUACCCAGUUUGUGUCAGUUCGUACCAGUCCUAACGUUCAGUGACGAUCAAAACCUGGGAGAUCUCACGAACAGAUGUUGACUGUUGCGCACGACAAGUUAGUAAAGAGGCAAGCGGGUAAAACACAAACAAAGUUCUGUUUUGUAUACUUGUGACCUUCUUAACAAUAAACAUUAAAUUAUAAUUACUGCCCAAGGCGAUGUAAGGGUGUUGUACAAAAACUAGACACCCCACACAUGAAACUUCUUCAACGCAGAUUAUAUUGUUACUGAUUGCAGAAUUUAACAUCAGGAACCCACCUUACUUUUAGUAUGAUGGGUUCAAAAACAUAAUUAACGUAGAAAACGAACGUAAAUUAAUAUGGCUGGAUACAAAACAUCCUCGGGUAGUAAACAGGUGGUAAGCGUUUCGAUCAGUAAAACUGAAACUUGAUGUUUUCGCAAGCUCUACGAAUUACAGUUGGAUGAAGAACGUAUUGUAGCAAUGGAGGCCAUUUAUAAAUGACUGUUGCGAUCAAUUUAAAUUAGUUUUGGUUUAUGACACCCAAUCGAAAAGUGUUUCGAUUCAGAAUGUCCAAAUGGAGCACGAACAGUUCUGAAUUGAGAGAACAUUGACUGCCUCAGGGCGGUUUCGAUAUACAUGUAAGGGAUUAUACGCUGCUUAUUUCCCAUAGGGUGACGUGGACUUGCGUGGUACAAAAAAGUUGACAAUAUUCAGCCGAAAGGUGGUCUUUUUGAAAGACAGUCAACUGAACCUCAGAGCUCCCAACUUAGUGCAAAAUUUAAAUAUCCUGUCUCCUGGUACCGAUGGAGACGAUGGGAAGCAUGGAGUUCAUGGUCCAACAGGUGAGUUAAGGACUGCCAGAAAUUUAAGGCUAUUAUCUUCUGCCCUUUUUCGUAUGUGGCUUGUGUAGGUCAGGACCAAGUAUCAUUUGUGUGGGGGUCUAGAGGUACCAAAUCCCCGAGGGGUACAUCUUAGAAAUAAGCUAGUAGGGAUGUGCUGCAGGAUGGGAUCGCACUUUCACGACUGGGUUGACUGUAGUGGCGUUACUUCUACAACAGAGUCACUAGAAUGGGGUCGCAAAUUGUCAGAAUUUUGGAUUAUGCAACGCAAGUUCUUAUUAUCAUUAUUUUUUAUUCUGUCAUCUAAAGUCACAGUCUACGCGAAAAUGAUGGCUGGCUAUGUAAAUAUCAUAACAAGUGGCGGAAAUGGAAAACCGGGGCAAAAUGGCGCGAAUGGAAGAAAGGCAGCCGACAGCAUGCACAAGGUACAUCAUUCAAGGACGUGACCCUCGGCAACGUUUGUUUAUUGAAGGAAAUUAAAAUGAACUCAUGUCAGAAUGGAAUGCUCACCACCAACAAUUUCUCAUUAUUAUUUUUCAUCACCAUCACGACCUUCUAUAAUCUAAGUGAAAACCUCGCUGCCGAUUUAAACUUAAACUUAAAAUAUACUUACAAUAAUCAUCGUUAUUUGAUACGCGUGAUAUAGAAAAACUAAGGCAAAGGUCAUAAUUUAUCACCUGAAGGGGACUGGGGAAGUUCACUAUUGAUGAUUGAACGAAAAUUUACUCUAACAGUGGAGGUUUUAUGUCAAUAGACAAUCAGUACUUGGUCUAACUUUACUAUUCAAACAGCAACCAGACAGGACAAACUCUGACUGCAAAGCACACGAAACAAGGUAUGGCUGCACUAGUCACAUUGCAGGGAUACCAGGUAUAUCAGGCGGAAAUGGAGGAAACGGCGGAGAUGGUGGGAGAUCAGGUAAAACUGAAACUUUAAUAAUUUAUUCUAACCAUAAUAGAAUAAAUCGAUUUCUUUCUUUUGAGCUUCCAAAGAUCCACCUAAUUUUCCAAAAAUUGUUAUUAACGCUAAUACUUCCUUUUUCGACGCCGCAACCAUGCGUUCUUACUCUAAUUAUCAUUUUCUUGCCCAAGUUUUUUACUUUUACUGAUUAUUGAUUCAAAAAUGUCUAUUUAAGAGUUGAUUAAAGGGGGUAAGUUUCUCAAGAAAUCGCAGUGCUGCGUCAGUUUGGGGAUUAACAGGAUAAUUAAUUUUGGUGUUAUCAACUUAGUUGAUAAUAGAAAUUGGUUACCGCAAAGAGUUUCUAAAGUUGACGUUUCGAAUGUUAGUCCUUUUUCAGAGGGAAUGAUGAACAGCUAACGCUUGAAACGACAGUUUUAGAAAUUCUUCACGGUGGUCAAUUUCCAUUUUCAACUCAGUUGUUAAAACCAAAUUAGCCAUAUCAAAAAUGGUUCAGCUCGCGUUUGAUGAGAUGUGGUGAAAACGACGGAGGUUUGGAGAGCACGAAAGAUGCGUUAGAGUUGACCGCUCUUCAAGCAAUUGAUUCCAGCCUCUUAAGUACUCUCCAAUCUUCUGAAGGGCUUCAUAUCUAGAUUAACACAAAGCUGAUGCAUGAAGUUAUUGUUUGAUUGCAUUUUCCACACAGCAGUGGAAUAUGCCUUAUAUGGUAGUUCCCCAGCCAUGCACACGCACGUUUUUAGUGUACCCCGCGCCUAGCGGAAAACUGAGGCAAUCGCUCUGUUGACUUUCAUUACUUGUACACGAAUUUAUUAUGUUAUAAACAGUAGUAAUCACCACUUAAAUGUACUACAUUUACUUAUGUCCCUCGCCUAUUUAUUUAUUUAUUUAUUGAACUUAACAACAGGAAAUGGUGGUAAUGCAGGUCGUCAAACUCUUCAUGUUUUGAAAGUGAGAGGGUAUGUCGAAUUAACAUCUUGUCGUGGGUUUGGAGGGCAGGCGGCAAUAAACGGAUUAGGAGGAGCCGGUGAGGACUCAGAAAUUCUUAAUUAAUAAAAUUUUGCACGAGGAAACAAUGCAGAAGCAUUGACUGAGCAACGAAUAGUUUGAUAAAUUGAAAGAUUGUUUUCAGGUGGUUUAGGAGGACGAGGCGGCCGCGGAAUAAACUGUAGGAAGAAGGAAAGAUGUUCCGGCGGAUUUGUAUUUUAUUCCUGUAGUCACUGGUGUGAAUCAUCCGGACAAACUGGCGAGGCCGCUCGCGGAGCAACUGGAAGAAGCGGAAGCAACGGACAAGGUUUUUUAUGUGGUUAUUAAUUUAUUCUUUAAAUUAACUUUAGACGGUCUUACGCUUCCUUAAAAUGGAAUAAGGUUCCCAGGUUAUGGCUCCCCUCCCCUUCUCGUACGGACUGUGUUGGCCAAGAAUGAGAAGGGAAGGGAGAGAGCACUUGGCUGUUUUUUUUUCAAAGAAUUCUGUCAAUUAUUUUCAAGGUGAGAAAAGAGUGGAACGCUGUUUCAAGUUUAAGCGUUCCCCUUCUUCCUCUCUAAACUUGUGGUGUUGGUUCAGAAAAUAAACUGAAAUGAAAUGUUUUCUAGUAUUGUGUUCAUCAACGCUGCAGUGGGAAGGGAAUGGGAACUAGUUUGGUCCUGCUUCGAAGGUUUCUCCCAAAAAUUUCAAUUUGCGGGGCAAUGCUAAAACACUGUCUAAAGGUUACGCUUCAAAUACAAAUUUAACGCCUUUCAAUUUUCCUACCGUCAUUUUACUUUCAAGAACUCGUCGCAAAGGGCUCCGAUGGUCAGGAGGAAAUGUCGUAUCUUCAGAAAUUUAGUCUGGGUCCAAAGCAAUUGAAAAAGUAUCCUCUGCAGCUGAUAAAGAUGAUGACAAGAUAUGGUGAAGAACUUCUCUGGGCCAACGAUGUCAAAAAGAGCAACGCUGUGUUCAAGUUUGUUGUAAAAUUGUCAAGUGGCAAAGCUGGAGCGUCUGAAUUGAGAAAAGGUUCGGUAUUUUGGAAUAUAUUUUUGUUUAAUUUACCUCAUUAAAAUAAAUAACAUAAAAGAAAUUUGCUGAUAACUCUAUUUUCGAAAGACAUGAUCCCAGCCCGACAAUAAAUACUUAUAUUUCCCAAAUAGAUUCCAUGUUUGUACAGUAAUAGAUUACAGAUGACCUUAAAAUGUGGUAAGAACAAAAGAUUAGGACUGGGGGCGCAGCCUAAAAAGAGUGAAUGGUAAUCAAUGAAUUUAAGGCCGUAAUCUGCAUAGAAGAUGAUGUGAAAUGUAAUCUCCCAUUGGGAGUUUGAAGCGGUUCACAAGCACUUAUCAACUCCCUUGCUAAUCAUUCGUUUGGAUUAUUUCUUAGUGGCAAAGAGAAGACUGGCUUUUAUGAACAAAGUAGGAUAUGACAGAUUUGGGAAGAACCAACUGUUCGCACCUAUUAUCAAAUGGGAGGCCUUCAAGAAACAGGUCGAAGUCAUCAAAGAUCGUGCAGAAACGUUUGAGAACGCUUACAAUGCUAUCAAAGAAUCAAUUACACGGCAUGAUGACGUUAAGACAAUAGUAAAAGCACUACCACAGGCUGCCAGACUUCAAGUUAUAAAGCAAAAGAACAGACUGGUUGAGGCCAAACGAAUAGCAGUAAGCGAAAAGGGAGCAUAUGUAUUGGUAAGAGUCGAAACCUCAUUGUUGAAUAUCUAACGAUUUCUUAACGAGAGAGUACCAACCUGGGAAACUGAGAUCUCCAACUGGUCUUCCCUCUUACAUUUUUCUAAGGUGAAUAAUGCUAUACCGGCCAUUUUACUUGAAACACUCUGAAUCAAAAAGCUUUCGUAGGCGAAUUUUGUCAACGUUGGCAUUGCAUACGGCGUACUGUCCUUCUCUAAAACAUUUAUUUCAAAGAGAAACAGACCAGAUGCCUCGAUUCUAAGUAAACUUGAGAGGGACACAUGAGUAUAGCUUCGAAAUAAAGGCCUAACGAAAAACGCACUGGUCGGGCGGCUGGGUCUGGGUUGAAAACAAAGUUGGUCAAUAUUGGUGAUGACAUUUGAUUUUUAAAGUACUUCUCUCCACCAAAGAGCAUCAGUGAAGAGUUAGCAAGGCAGGCGGAUUGAUGAAGGAUAACCUGCGAUGACGUAGCAUACAGUCCAGUUGGCGCGGCAUUAUCCCCAGUCGUCUUAUGCUACGGAGUCCUAGAUAAACUCCAGCUAAAGAUAAGCCAAUCGGCUAAAUUUCUGACUUUAACUUCCUUGUUAUCCUUGCCCUAAUAUUACAAUUGUUUUGUCUCCUCUUCGUUGCACUAGGCUAUCGGUGAGCUGGAGGCAAGCAUGAAGAGCAAUCUUCUAGAAGCAAAAGCGAUGCUUCCAGACGUGUACGAAAAAGCAAAGUUUAACAGCGACGACUUAUUCGUCAUUCUUGAGGGAAUAACAGGAUUCUUUAGUGGUGCAAUGGGGAAAGAUCCUUUCGCAGCCCUUGGAUCAGCCCUGGGGGUUAUUGGGCAUUUUGCUGGCAAAUGUGACCUUGGUAAACUUCAGGAUAAUUUGGAUAAAGUAGAAAAAUGGUUGAAAUUUGGAAAGGACUAUGCUGCCCUAAAAGACUCAAGUGAAUUGGAUUUUGACAAAAUGGAUGUGGCUGCUGUACCUGAAGUAAUGCAGGUAAACACGGAAAUGCUGCAUCUUCAAUAUCUAAUGUUUGUGUUUCAACAGCUUGUUAUUUUGUUGUUUGUUUGUUUAUCUACUGAUUUAAUCGUUGAGUUUUAUUUAUUUUGUCUUUCUCUUUACCCUUUGGUCUGUUUUCUUUUCUGUGUCUCUCUGACGCUCUGUCUGUGUGUCAGUCUGUGCGCCUCUUUCUUUGACCCUAAAUCUAUUUCUGCUUCCCAAGUAAUAUCCAGUUCAUGACAAAAAUUUUGAUAUUCUUAUAAAAAGGCUAAUCUGGAAAUGAACAAAGAGGGACUUGCAGCGGACCUUGUUUGCCUGCUGGAUGAGAGGUCGAAACCUCGAAACUCGGCAAAGUUUCAAGAACAGAUCGAACGAUAUUUUAUCGCUGGUGCCGCAAGAAUCGAUCUCAUAGCAAAGGUCAUGGACUUGGAUAACGAAGUGGGUGGACAUAAAUUUGACAUCUCAAACUUAGAGGAGACAGCAAAUGAAAUUGAAAGCCUUAGUAAUUCUGGUGGUAAGGGUCUUUGUGAUUAUACAUUGCACACGAAGAUCCCACGCUCGGUCGUGCACAUGUGGGGCUAUACAUUCUCGCCGAAAUAUCCCAUCAAGUUAAGCUUGGAUAUCACGUCGCCUCACGCUUUCCCUAUUGGUGAUCCUCUUUCCGUAAAUAAGCAGGAAAAUGAAUAUUAAGCGUGACAGACUCGUUUCCCAAAUUCAUCCAACUUACCGCAGCUGUUUUUCAUAAUUUCUGUUUAAUUAACAUAAUGGUGCUUUUGUAUUUGAGUAGGCAAAGGUCUAAUGCUAGCAUAUUUUCUUUUCAGAUUCUCCCAUUGCUGAAAGCACACAACAGAUGUUUCUGGAUGGUUUACUUACGUCCUAUCAGCAGAUAGAAACAGGAUUUGCCCGACAAUUGUACCAGUUGUACAAAGGUUUCGAGUUUCGCUCUUUAUGGAUUGUUCAGGAAAAAUUAGCUGAAUUCGAACGGCGAGCAGUGUUAGCCGCGCAGGGAACAGGAAAUCUCCAAGGGGUUUUAGAGCUUACAAAAGCACUUCAAGAAAUUGACGAUAUCGAAAAUAAGGGACAGCGAUGCUUCACAAAAUUUCGUCACACAAUUACCACGCACAAAUGGACGUUUGACAGUGCUAAAGAAAACGUGGUGUGUGGUGUUUUUCUUUUGUCUUUGUUACAAUGAGCUAUUAAAUAAAACAGACGUAUUUUGCAGUUGUUAGUGUUGCUGUUGAUGUUUUUUGAACUUUUGUUCCUUGUUUUCCCUUUUGUUUUUUGGUAUUUUUCGUUGGGUAGUUCAUUCAGUAAUUGACUGUUUAGCCCCCUUGGAUUAAGUUAAAGCCUCGUUAAACACUCAUUUCAUUUCCUUCAUUUGACUUUUGAUUUUUGAUUUUGUCUUUCUGAGCAAACUUUGGCAGUUCUCCGUGUGGCUUGUUACCUUUUAUAUGCUACUUCAUUUCUGUAGAAGGAACCUCUGCAUUAAAUGUCAUCUUUAUUGCUAUAAAAUUAUUUACUUAUAGUUUCUUCAUCAUUUCUUGCAGAUGUUCGACGAACUUCAUAAGGGCGCUACGAGGUUUUCAUUGAAAAUUUCAGAUAGCUGCGAUCUAUGUUAUAAUGUGCGCCUUUUGAAGGUAAUAACUAGGCUCAGAUAGAUUGUGCUGGCAUAACUUUGGCCAUAAUUUUAUAGUAAGGGCAUCGAGUAUAAGGCCAGCAUAAUGAGUAAGAUUCCUUGCGUUAAACUACGUUUCUAGUACUUAUUUACUAAAAUUUUUGAGGUCCUUUUUUUUUUAGUUUCUAUUUCUUUUCUGCAAUUUUUUAAGACUAGGUUACUUCAUUGAAAGCCUGAUUUCAAGGCUUUACCAAUACCACGAGAUUAUAUACAGUUUAUAAUCUCUCCAGUAACAUACAUGGCUUUUAAACACUCUUAAAUUUAGUUACUACAUGGAGCAUAAUAAAAAAAAGGAAGCAUAAUUUUGGACACAAUGUUUUGCUUUUAGGGGUGAUUCUUAAAAGCAUAAUUGUCGAAUUGUCAACCACAAUUGUUAUUCGUUAGUUGAACUAUGUUUAACCGUGUUUAUAACUGAAUAAAAAUCAUGAUCAGAGACAGAGAUCUGAAAAACUGGAUUUUCCACAGGUUUAUUUAUUCAGUAACAUGAAUUUUCAAAAUGCACUUAAUUUAAAGUCCACAAACAUCGGUUUAAGCAGCUGUUACGGAAAAAGCAAUGUAAAACCGUGUUUUAACAAAACAGCUUUUAAACAUGUUUAUGCUUUGGUGCGAGUGGGGAAUUUGACUAUCAAUGAAGAUAACGUUCAGUCUAAAUUUUCUAACUGACGAUAAGAAUUAAGAUCUGUUCGCCCUAAUCUCCAUGUUUUUUUUUUUUCGUUUUCUGUUUUCGACUUUUCAUUUCACAGAUGUACGUUGAGCUAGAAGGUGACGAAUCUCAAAGCGGGGAUUACCCAUCGAGGGUUUAUCUUAAAUUAAGACAUCUCAGUGGCUCUUACUUUAGAGAUGGAAACGGGAAUGUCAGGGAGUUCCGGCAGCCUUUAGGAUCAUGGCGGACGUUAGAAUUCGACCGAUUUGCAAUCACUAAUACCGAAGGAUGCAACAAAGAAAAAGCAAAAGGAAACAGUGAGUAAUGAUUUAAAAGGCUAACCUUAUAUAGUAUUUCACGAAAGCCCUUCUUCCUGGUGUCACGCAACUCUAUCAUCAAGGCGUGACAUCCUACAGAACGGCUGUCAAGUAACUGCGAAGGAGAUUAGACUCCGACCACACCAAUUCGUUUUCGCUCUUCAACGCAUACUUUUUGAUGCGUUUCUUCCUCCUAUCAUUAACUAAAGCCAGAAAAGCGCUGAUGAAAACGGAGCGUGGAGCAUUUUGAAAAACACCUCCUUUAUAACCUUGAUAAGUCUGGACAUAGUGGGCAUCGCUGUCCUUUCAAACUAUUUGUAAAACAUUUCUUCUCGCAAAUUUUCAGAGGAUUCUCUCUUCUGUAUGGGCAAGGACGAUAACCGCUUUCAACCAAUGUGCUGUCAUUAUCUUAGCGGUUUACCGUGUGAUGACACACUUCUUGGAGCAGAAGAAUGCCGGAGUCCAUUUGGAACUUACGAGAUGACCAUACCGAUUGACAGCAAAACUCCCUGUAAAGCCAGUGGCUCGCGCAUAACAGACGGAAACUGCAAGGACUUUGAUGUAAGCGAAAGUUAUUAGAUUUGACUAAGAGGUUGUUGGGCAUCUGAAAAUAAAGACAAUCCCCACGUAUUCCAGGCUAAUAAUUUUCCACACGCGAUAAUUCACAUUUGCAGAGGAACAGCAAUAUUUUAACCUCAAAGUUGGCGUUUUACUUGUCCAAAUUAUAUUACUUUUCAGCGGAAUAAAAAAGGUUUUUUUCCUUGAUUUUUCCUAUCACUAUUUUUCUCCAGAUUUCUUUACUGAUCAAUUUUUUAAAUAACUAGAUGUGAGUGAAAUAUCGAUUGACGCAACCCCCCUCCCCCCGUUCCUCGAAAUUCGAAGCACGGUUUAAUUUCCGUGGUGACGUAUGUUAUGGUGGUGAUGUAUUUCCAAGAGAGCUACCAUUCUUUUUUCGUUGCUUGCAUCCAAGAGAAUAUUUUAUCUGAUGCCUCGUAAGAAAAUUGAAGCAAACAAUGGCAUUAUAAAACAUGGUAGAUGUCAUGCAUUUAGGAAAGUAUUUUUAAAAAACUUUUACUCUUUAUGCUUCAUUUCAAAACAAAUAAUUGUUAAUUAUUGCCGGAAUGAGAUUGGAGUACUUGUUAUGGCCAUAAGGGUCCUAAAUUAAAGUCAUGUACCAAAUUAUGUUAGAAUCGAAAACGACUACGCAUGCGGUUAAAACGUUAAACGGAUAAAAUUAAUGGAAAGAUACUGGCGGCUACAAUAUGUUGUGAUUUAUCCAAUUUUUUCUUCUUUUGUGCAUCAGCGUUCAGUGUUCACAAAAAUGAACGUGUGGAUUCAGUAUCUGUACUGGACUGGUGAGUACCCAAAAGGUCCAGACGACCCAAGAUGCAGCAAGUUCCAGGACCCAGACUCCGAGGCCGAGCAUGUACCCAUAACUAUUAACCAUGAAGCAUCAGGUGAUAUCGAGUCAUAG